AUGGUCAGCAUGGUCCGUGGUUUGGGAGCUGAACCACCAUCUUUGGUGCUUCGAGUAAGACGAGUUCCUGGUUCCUGGAUUCAGGAUUGCACAACACGGCGUUGUUCAUGCGUUGAUGCCCAAGGCUUCCGGUGGUGGCUGAAACUAGGCUGCCAACAACUUGUUUUCAGGACGAGGCAUGACGCCUUCGCAGAUCCUGUUGGAAGCCUCCCACACGGCUCAGUUUGCUACAAUACACGAACUACUCGUUUUGAUGUCUUCAAGCAUUAUAAAUUGGGAGGGUGGACUAAUAUCGUUAACCCAGAGCAACGGUUGGGUGAUUUGUGA
This is a messenger RNA of Fusarium verticillioides 7600, 327 nucleotides long. RefSeq lists its product as hypothetical. The record is from RefSeq and is a predicted model, not a curated record. NCBI's taxonomy places the organism in Eukaryota, Fungi, Ascomycota, Sordariomycetes, Hypocreales, Nectriaceae. The transcript has 2 exons. The coding region runs from base 1 to 327 and encodes 108 amino acids.